AUGGAUGUGGGUUUAUCGGCCAUUACAUUCUAUCUCGACAACGGCAGCAGCCCUGCGGUGGCGAAGACCAUGGACCGAGAGCCAGUGAGCGCUGUCCAAGGAGGGGAAGCAGAGGCAGUCUCAGGGGCGGUGGCUGCUGCGGCGUUCAGGGACUCUACGCGUCAGGUGAGUAGUGAGAGAGGCUUUGAAAAUGUAGAGCUGGGAAUUGUAGGAAAAAAGAAGAAAGUCCCAAGAAGAGUCAUCCAUUUUGUAAGUGGUGAAACAAUGGAAGAAUAUAGCACAGAUGAAGAUGAAGUUGAUGGUCUAGAGAAGAAAGAUGUAUUGCCUACUGUUGAUCCGACAAAACUUACCUGGGGCCCCUAUUUAUGGUUUUACAUGCUUCGGGCUGCCACAUCCACUCUCUCAGUGUGUGACUUUCUUGGAGAGAAGAUUGCAUCUGUUUUGGGCAUCAGCACCCCAAAAUAUCAGUAUGCCAUUGAUGAGUAUUACCGGAUGAAGAAGGAGGAAGAAGAGGAGGAAGAAGAAAACAGGAUGUCUGAAGAAGCUGAAAGACAGUAUCAGGAACAACAGAAGAAGAUGCAGGCUGAUUCCACUGUUCAGACAGAUCAGCCAGAAACAAUGGUUCCCACUUCAUUUGUGAAUAUCAAUUUUGAAAUGGAGGGAGAGUGUGAAAUAAUUAGGGAAAACAAACAAAACCCAGUCUCUGCCCCACCAUAGAAAUGAAACAAUUAU
This is a messenger RNA of Elephantulus edwardii (Cape elephant shrew), 732 nucleotides long. It is a transcript of the gene FAM177A1, whose product is annotated as family with sequence similarity 177, member A1. Bases 1 to 717 code for a protein of 238 amino acids. The transcript has 5 exons. The record is from RefSeq and is a predicted model, not a curated record. Lineage: Eukaryota; Metazoa; Chordata; Mammalia; Macroscelidea; Macroscelididae.